Sparassis crispa is the source of this 576-nucleotide messenger RNA. RefSeq names its product DUF1742-domain-containing protein. Gene Ontology annotation, cellular component: endosome. NCBI's taxonomy places the organism in Eukaryota, Fungi, Basidiomycota, Agaricomycetes, Polyporales, Sparassidaceae. The record is from RefSeq and is a predicted model, not a curated record. Gene Ontology annotation, biological process: vacuolar transport. The coding region runs from base 1 to 576 and encodes 191 amino acids. The transcript is spliced from 2 exons.
AUGUCUUUCUCCAACAUCUACUAUAAGCGGGCUGUAGGAACCGCUCGGGCGUGCUAUGUCUGCCACAAACCGACCACCACCGUGCUUGCAACAAUCCACACCGUCGAUUUCAUCUACACGUGCGAUAACCAUCUCACCGAUCAUGCGUUCGCAACCCGCGUAGGCGAUCCUACAGGUGCUGCCGCGAAGCUGGGAGUCGGCGCGGACGAAAUUGCGAAGGUAAAGAAGGAGUGGGAGGAGCACCAGAAAGUGAAGCUAGAGAAGGCGAAAGAGAAGGAGAAGGAGAAGGAGAAAUCGAAGGAUAAGGAGAAGGAGGCCGAUGCUGAGAAGGGGAAAAAGGACGUGAAGGAGAGCAAAGACGUCAACAAUAAACCAGCCAUCGUUCCCGGUUCACUUCCUCCCGAUGGAAUGGUCAGUCCUCCGCCCACGCCCUCACACGAACGAUAUACCUUGCACCGAGACGUAUUCGCAAUGCGACAGGCUGAACAGCGCAGACGCAGACAAGCUGCACAAGCGAAGGAGCUUGCUCCUCGUCUACCUGGCGCACCCAGGUCGAGUUUGCCACCAGCAACGUAA